GGCCUCCAUCUCGGCCAACUUGCCUGGAAAAUCGUAUGGAUAGACUCAAAAUGACCAUGAAAGGCUAAGAAAACAAUAUUCGUUGCUUUUGAUUAGAACCGCUUUGAGAUAUGAUGGAAUAUUUAGUCAUAAACGCAAAAUGUGACAUGUGGACUGUAAAAUGAGACGUUUGGCCCCCUGUUUCCUUUACAAGGACAGAUAACAUAUGGAGAAGAUAAGCUCGAUAACGAAAAAAAUGGCGCUCAAAAUCAUAAAAAUUCUGACAAAAUGGCCACAGUUUACUGAGCUGUCGAAUAACUAUGUAAUUCACUAUUUAAUGUACAAUUACUUAAAUUCACCAUUUUAAAUUUGCUUAAUCCUCCUGCGUAAAUAUAAUAUUUAUUGCAUAUGAUUCUGAUUGAAUACAUUUAUAUUUGUAAUAAAUAAAAAUAAAAAUUAGACCAUCCUUGUACUGUGCUGUUUAACAUAUAGGGCCAUUUUUGAUGCAGCCUCUAGGAGUCAUAAAAGGCCGACAUUUUCAAGUGUUAUCCACUUUUGACUUUUCAGCAUUCAAAAACAUCUUUGUCCUGUGACACCAUCAUGAUGCAUAACUUAAAACUGAGAAUUUGUUUUGGCUCCAGUUGAGGUUCAUUCAGUGAUUGCAUAAUUCUUCUGCCAUUCUCUGUUUAACUCCAUUAAACAGUAACAUGUUGUUUCCACUGCAGCUUUAACUAUUUUUGACUGUUUUUUUUUUUGGACUUUAGCUCAAAGAUCACCCUGGUUAGUGAGGUGCACUGUGAAGUCUGUCAAAAUCUUUAAAGCAGAUCACUAGCCUUUUCCUCUAGGCUACAAUGCACUGAGAACAGAACUUCAUCCAAAGUGUAAAACCUUAGAUACCAAAAAAAUUUAAGUCUUGGAUCUCAGCGGUAAUGACAACCUUUGAUGACCUCCUGGAGGAGGCUGGGACUUUUGGCCAUUGUCAGAGGCGUAUCUUUGCCCUGCUCUGUCUGCUGUCAUUGCCUUUUGCAGGUGUGUACGUCGGCAUCGUCUUCCAGGGUUUCACCCCGGAUCACUGGUGUCGGGACUCUGCGGUGGUGGAGAUGAGGCAGGCGUGCGGCUGGAGCCUGGCAGACAGUCGCAGGCUGACGGUGCCUCUGGUCAACAGCUCUGGGGUGCUGCAGCAGAGCAGCUGUGAGCAGUACAAGGUGGACUGGAACAGCACAGGACUCACCUGUGACACCCAGGAACUGGACCUCAGUGGAGUCCCAGUCUCCAUGUGCAAGGACGGCUGGGAGUAUCAGAAUGAAGGGAGGAAGUCCUUUGUCACAGAGUUUGACCUGGUGUGUUCAGAUGGAUGGUUGGUCGACAUGUACCAGUCCACUCUCAACGCGGGCUUCCUCGCCGGCAGCUUUGCCUUCGGCUACUUUGCCGACAGGUUUGGCAGGAAGGUCAGUUUCCUGAUGUCAUUCAUACUGAAUGCGAUCUCUGGGUUUGCGCUGGCUGUGGCUCCAAACUACAUCUCCCUCCUGGUGUUCAGGACCAUCUUUGGCUUCGGAGCCAAAGGAGGCUGGAUGACUUCCUACGUGCUGCUGACAGAGAUAGUUGGAGUGGAGUACAGACGAACAGUGGGCAUAUUGUACCAGAUGUUCUUCAGUGUCGGCGUCCUCAUCCUCCCUCUGCUCGCCUACUUCAUCACUGACUGGCGCUGGCUGCAGGUCACCAUCACUGCCCCCUACAUCCUCUUCCUGUCCUACUACUGGUUAAUCCCAGAAUCUCCAAGGUGGCUCAUUUCCCAGAACAAUUCCUCCAGAGCGAUGGAGAUCACUGAAUCUAUGGCAAAGGAGAACAAGAAGAAACUCACUAGGAACUUGGAGACACUCACUGAUGAGGAGGGUGACUCCCCCUCUGCCUCCUUGCUGGACCUGGUCAGAACCCCAAAUAUGAGGAAACACACUUUCAUCCUCAUGUUCAACUGGUUCACCAGCGGUGUGGUUUAUCAGGGCCUCAUUAUGAGGGUGGGGAUAGCAGGAGGAGACGUCUACAUUGACUUCCUCAUCUCUGGCCUGGUGGAGUUCCCCGCCGCCUUCCUCAUCCUGUUCACUAUUGAACGUAUCGGCCGACGUCUCCCCUUCGCCUCCGCCAACAUCGUCGCCGGAACCUCCUGCCUCGUCACCGCCUUCAUCCCUGACAGUAUGUUCUGGUUUAAGAUGGUGGUGGCCUGCAUCGGUCGGCUGGGUAUCACCAUGGCCUUCGAGAUGGUGGUGUUUGUUAACACUGAGCUCUACCCGACGUUUGUCAGGAACCUGGGAGUGUCAGUUUGUUCCACUCUGUGUGACGUUGGAGGCAUCGUCGCUCCGUUCAUGCUCUACAGACUGGCUGUCAUCUGGCUGGAGCUGCCACUCAUCAUCUUCGGAGUGGUAGCGUUCAUAGCUGGAGGUUUGGUGCUGUUGCUGCCUGAAACCAGAGGAGUUCCUCUCCCCGAGACUAUUGAUGAUAUCGAAUUUCCUAAUAGGAAAAAGGAGAAUCCACUGGAGAACCAACAAAUGAAGAAACUUUUAAAAUCAAAGCUGACAAGCAAUAAGGAAACAAGAAGUGUGUGAUGCAUGUGUUUGUAGAUAGAUUUCUACUCAUGAUACAAUAUGUUGCCCUCUGUUAAAAACAAUUUUUACAUUUUCUGUAAAGCAUGACUUGCCCAUUUC
Molecule: messenger RNA, 2678 nt
Organism: Seriola aureovittata
Lineage: Eukaryota; Metazoa; Chordata; Actinopteri; Carangiformes; Carangidae
Product: solute carrier family 22 member 2-like
Exons: 12
Coding region: 909-2579 (556 amino acids)
Biological process (GO): transmembrane transport
Cellular component (GO): membrane
Source: RefSeq, a predicted model, not a curated record